Molecule: messenger RNA, 3603 nt
Organism: Schistocerca nitens (vagrant locust)
Lineage: Eukaryota; Metazoa; Arthropoda; Insecta; Orthoptera; Acrididae
Gene: MED25
Product: mediator of RNA polymerase II transcription subunit 25
Exons: 18
Coding region: 173-3283 (1036 amino acids)
Biological process (GO): positive regulation of transcription by RNA polymerase II
Cellular component (GO): mediator complex; transcription regulator complex
Source: RefSeq, a predicted model, not a curated record
CAGGCUAGUUAACUAUCCCUGGAUGACAUACUGAUACCAGUUUUUUAUUGUGUGCGACUGAACGUGGUAUGUUUGUGUUUUGUGACCAGAAGACUAUUUAUACCGUUUGAGCAGAUGUUUAGACCCAGAGCUGCACUCCAAUAUUGAGUUGAGAAAUUAAUAAGGCUGCUUGAUGAUGGUCGUUGGUGGACAAGAUCAUGUAAUCCAGGCCGAUAUAGUCUUUGUUAUUGAAGGCACAGCAAUUAAUGGAGCUUACUUAAACGACCUGAAAUCAAAUUAUGUUAUACCAACCCUAGAAUAUUUCAGUCACUGCCCUGUUGAAGAAAGAGAGUACAUAGCUGAGAGUACAAAUGUUCAGUAUGGGCUUGUGGUAUAUCAUGCAGCUGACUGUUUUCCACGGCCAAGCUGUAUGUGCUAUGGACCAUAUUCCAGUGCUGUACGUGUUCUUAACACUAUUGAUAAGCUUGAAUCUGUCGGAGGCAGGGGUGAAUCAAAUGGAAAUGUGGCUGAAGGCCUGGCAUCGGCACUCCAGUGUUUUGAAGACAUGCAGCAAUGCAGAGAAGCGAGUGUGCUUCCUUUGCUUCAGAAACAUUGCAUACUACUAUGUAAUUCACCUCCAUAUUUAAUGGCAGUUACAGAGUCACCUGCUUUUGUUGGACAUAAUGUUGAGCAGCUUGCUUCUGUUCUCAGCAAGAGAGGAAUUCAUUUAUCAGUAUUAUCUCCAAGAAAAAUACCCGCACUUUUCAAACUGUAUGAGAAAGCUGGAGGUGAUCUUCCUGCAUCUCAAACCAAGAACUAUGCUAAAGAUCCACGUCAUUUGGUUCUUCUCAAAGGUUACAGUUUGAAAGAACGUCCUGUUAGCCCGACUGUGGCAGCAGGAGUGAGCUUGCUGCCAGGACACCCUGCACAGUGCCCCAUGCCUGCAGGAGCCCUCGGCCCUGUGCCAUCUUUAUCGAGCCCACUGCCCAGCAUUGGCAGCCCCAUCGGGGUGGCCACUGCUGGGUCUGCACCACAGGCUGCAGCAGCUGCUGUUGCUGCUGCGGCAGCUGCUGCUGCCAGCAGCGCAGUGUUCAGGGGUGGAACCCAGGCCCCCACGUCUCAGGCAAUGCUUGCUACCCAACAACAGCAACAGCAGCAGCAGCUUCAGCAGCAACAGCAGCAAUUACAACAACAGCAGCAGCAACUGCAACAGCAGCAGCAUCAGCAACAACAGCAGCAACAGCAACAACAACAGCAACAGCAGCAACAACAACAACAGCCACAAAUGGUACCUGGAGGACGCGGCUUUCCACAGCAAAAUCCUCCAGGUUACCACGGACCUGUUAUCGGCGGUACUCGACCUCCUCCACCCUCCCGCUGGCCCCCUACUAGUGCCGGUCCGGUACCCGGCACAAUGAUGCCCCCACAGCAGCGUCCCACAUUCCUGCAGCAAGGUCCUGGUGCGACAGGAGUGACAGGAGCAGGACCUAACCCUGUGGCCUCGGCUGCUGGGCCCACUGCAGCCACUGCAGGCAGUGCUUUACUUGCACAGCUGUCAACACCACCCUCUGCUAUGACGCAAGCACCAUUUGGAGCCACAAGGAUGGACGGUGCUGCCAAUAUAAUGAUUGGCAAUCAGCAACAAGUUCAAUCAACGUUGCGAGGUCCUGCAGGCUUAAUGGGAGGCCCAGGGUCAACUGCAGGACAGUUAGGACAGGCAGUUCCUGGAAGUCAGGGAGGAGCAGUGCCCGGACAGCCAGGUGUAGGUGUCGCAGUGGGAGUGUCAGCUGCUACAGUAGCUGCUGCUCAGCAGCAGCAACCACAGCAGCAACAGCAACAGCAGCAGAUGCCUCAGCAGCAACCACAGACAGCUGGAUCAGCAGGGCAACAGCAGGAGAUGGUUCCUGUGCAGCAACAGCAAUCACAGCAGCAACAACAACAGCCUCUGCGUGAACGCCAGACCAUCUGGCAAGGUGUGCUAGAAUGGAUAGAGAAGACAAAAAAUCCCAACGAUCCUCAGAAAUUAACAAGACAUGUACCAUGUCAAGUUUCAACAAACCCAAAGGAAGGUGAACCAGACUUGAAAGCCGACUCAUGGCCACAGAAACUUAUAAUGCAGCUGAUGCCAAAACAACUGAUUGGAAAUAUUGGUGGAAUUUACCUGAAAAAUUCGAAGUCUGUUCUCUUCCAUCCACAGAACUGUGAAGCUCUUGAAUCACUGACCAAAGUUAUGAGUUCUGGAUUUGCAGGCUGUGUUCAUUUCACGAGCAUGUCACCAACGUCAGCAUGUGACAUCAAAGUUCUUAUCCUCCUGUACACAGCAGAGAAGCGUGCAUACCUAGGGUUUAUCCCUAAUGAUCAGACAACAUUUGUGGAUCGUCUCCGCCGUGUCAUACAGCAAUCAAAGUCAAGUCAGGCGCUAAUAAGGCAGGGACAGGGUGCCCCUCCGCUUCCUGCUCCCAUGAGUGCACCUGGAGGUGUCCAGCAGCCACCAGGGGCCACACAAGGACAACCACAGGCACCUGGUAUCAUGCUGUCACAGACCAAUACUGUUGCGAUGGGAGGUGGCCAAGUUGUUUCUUCCUCUGCCUCUGUGCCCACUAGCCAAGCAGCGGUGCAGGGACAGGAUCGACAGCUACUACUUGUGCAACAACAACAACAGCAACAGCAGCAACAGCAACAGUCCCAGCAGCAACAACAACAGCAGCAACAGCAGCAAGGCCCAGGAGGCACAAUGCGAGCUGGUCAGGUACUAGGAGGUCCUGGCCCUCAGCGACCACCGUUUGAUAACAUCGAAGUUGCACGACAGCAAAACCUUGUUAAGAUCCAGCAGCUACGUGAAACACUGGAAGCUGCACAGCAACAAGAACUGCAGUACAAGUCCCAACUUGAGAUAAUGAGCCACAUGAAGAUUCAACAGCUGCAACAAACUCUGGAAGUUGCCCAGCAGCAGGAGAUGCAGUUCAAGGCUCAUUUUGAGCAAGAACAGCAGAAGCAGCUGCGGGCUCAGCUACAACAGAUGUCUCAGCAGCAACAGAGACAGUUGACACCACAAGUUCUGCAGCAACAACAGCAACAAAGAAUGAUGCGUCCAACUGGGAUGGCUAACAACCCAGGGCUCCGUCAUCUUUUGCAGCAGCAACCACAGUACAGGCAAGUGCUAGGACAAAUGCAACAGCAGCAGCAACAGCAACUCGGAGGUCCAGUGGGUGUGCAGAGGGGUGCACAGCAGCCGGGCCCUGGAGGCCAGCCACAGCAGCAGCCACCUUACGAUGAUGUCUCAGGCUUUGAUAUGUUCGGAUGAAAUGCUGGAUCACUGAUAAGAACUGAGAAUAACAGGAGUUCCUGGCAACAUAUGUUUGAAGCGAUCCAGUGAAUACUGUAUCAUCAUGUAUUUCACAAGUGGCAAAUUGUUGCUUGUUCAUUGUGGGCAACUCUACUGCUUUGCCCAGUUCCAAGAUUUGUUGAGAGUUCAGGCAAAGAGUUCAGUGCGUCUGAAGAAUCAUAUUUUCAAGAUACAGCAUUCUGCAUACUUUGCUAAAUGAAAUAAUCCCUAAGCAUUAACAUACUUUUUAAACAAUGUGUCAGAAGUUCGAGCGAUGGAGAAAAUAAAGUAAUUUUUUU